Molecule: messenger RNA, 1577 nt
Organism: Chaetura pelagica (chimney swift)
Lineage: Eukaryota; Metazoa; Chordata; Aves; Apodiformes; Apodidae
Gene: PDE7B
Product: phosphodiesterase 7B
Exons: 13
Coding region: 1-1371 (456 amino acids)
Molecular function (GO): 3',5'-cyclic-AMP phosphodiesterase activity
Source: RefSeq, a predicted model, not a curated record
AUGUUGGAGAAUGGAUUAGCCUGUGAAAGGCAGGUGAACAAAACCUUGAGGUGCGGAGAAAUCUCAUUCGAUAGUCCUGACCAGAAUGCCAAAUGUGUUCGCAUGCUAGGAGAUGCACGGGUGAGAAGUCAGACAGGGGUUCUCUCCGAGCGCCGCGGCUCCUACCCGUUUAUAGACUUUCGUCUUCUUAACAAUACUACACUCUCAGGGGAAAUCGGCACCAAGAAAAAAGUGAAAAGACUGUUAAGUUUCCAGAGGUAUUUCCAUGCAUCCCGGUUACUGCGUGGAAUUGUACCACAAGCCUCUCUGUACCUACUGGAUGAGGACUACCUUGGGCAAGCAAGGCACAUGCUAUCCAAAGUGGGAAUGUGGGAUUUUGACAUUUUCUUGUUUGACCGCUUGACAAAUGGAAACAGUCUUGUAACACUGCUUUGUCACCUCUUCAAUGUGCAUGGACUUAUUCACCAUUUCCAGUUAGAUAUGGUUACAUUACACAGGUUUUUAGUUAUGGUUCAAGAAGAUUACCAUAGCCAAAACCCAUAUCACAAUGCUGUCCAUGCUGCUGAUGUCACACAAGCUAUGCACUGCUAUCUGAGGGAGCCCAAGCUUGCCAACUUCCUCACCCCGUCGGACAUCAUGCUCGGACUGCUGGCUGCUGCAGCUCAUGAUGUGGAUCAUCCAGGGGUCAACCAGCCUUUCCUGAUCAAAACUAAACACCACCUUGCCAGCCUGUACCAGAAUGUUUCAGUGCUAGAAAAUCACCACUGGCGAUCUACGAUAGGGAUGCUGCGGGAGUCACGGCUCCUCGCCCACCUGCCCAAGGAGGUGACCCAGGACAUUGAGCAGCAAUUGGGCUCCCUCAUCUUGGCAACAGACAUCAACAGGCAGAAUGAGUUUUUGAUCCGUUUGAAAUCCCACCUUGACAAUCAGGAUUUGAGGUUGGAGGAUGCACAAGACAGACAUUUUAUGCUUCAGAUCGCCCUCAAGUGCGCUGACAUCUGCAACCCCUGCCGGCUCUGGGACCUGAGCAGGCAGUGGAGCGAGCGGGUCUGCGAGGAGUUCUACCGGCAAGGUGACCUGGAACAAAAAUUUGAACUGGAAAUUAGCCCCCUUUGUAAUCAGCAGAAGGAUACAAUACCAAGCAUACAGAUUGGGUUCAUGACGUACAUCGUAGAGCCGCUCUUUGAGAGGUGGGCCCAGUUCACAGGCGAUACCCCCCUGUCUGCAAACAUGCUGAACCAUCUCAGGAGGAACAAGGCCAAGUGGAGGAGUUUGCUCCACAAGCAACACAGCAGUAGUAGGAGCAAUGACCACUCAGGUCAAGUGACUGGCAGCCAGGAACAGACUUUAAAUGAAGAAGAGACUCCUUAGUGGCAGCUUUGCACUUCUUUUCCUUAUAGCACUGCUAUCUCUGUCUUGCUCACAGCAGCAAACAAAAGCCCGAGGAGCCAGGAGCCUGUCGUUGAGAUCGUGGAAAGGGAAGGAACAGCAAAGCAGAAGCUGUAAGGGUCCUCACAAACAGGCCCUCGGCUCUGCUGGGUCCCUUUCUGGAUCUCCUUCCCGUUCGUCUCCCCUCU